This is a messenger RNA of Vidua chalybeata, 360 nucleotides long. Its product is annotated as histone H3-like centromeric protein A. The transcript has 4 exons. Gene Ontology annotation, cellular component: nucleosome. The record is from RefSeq and is a predicted model, not a curated record. Gene Ontology annotation, molecular function: DNA binding; structural constituent of chromatin; protein heterodimerization activity. The coding region runs from base 1 to 360 and encodes 119 amino acids. NCBI's taxonomy places the organism in Eukaryota, Metazoa, Chordata, Aves, Passeriformes, Viduidae.
AUGCCUCGCCCCAAACCCACACCCCGACGGUGCGGCGGUCCCCCGCCCCCCCCCCCGCCAUCGCCCCGGCCGCGGGCACGUAGGCGCCGCCCAGGUCAGCGGGCAUUGCAGGAGAUCCGCAGGUACCAGAGCAGCACCCACCUGGUGCUGUGCCCCGGCCCCUUCGCCCGCCUGGUGCAGGAGCUCUGCCUGCUCUUCACCUGCGGGGUGGAUUACAGCUGGCAGCGCAUGGCCCUGCUGGCACUGCAGGAGGGAGGGGUACUCCAGGACUCACCAGAGGGCAUAAGCCCCCAGGAAGGGCAGGUAGAAGCAGCGGUACUCAAGGACAAUGGUGACAGUGAUGGCAAUGGCAUUGCAUAA